This is a messenger RNA of Asterias rubens (European starfish), 3478 nucleotides long. RefSeq names its product FACT complex subunit SPT16-like. The record is from RefSeq and is a predicted model, not a curated record. Gene Ontology annotation, cellular component: FACT complex. The transcript has 24 exons. Bases 121 to 3243 code for a protein of 1040 amino acids. NCBI's taxonomy places the organism in Eukaryota, Metazoa, Echinodermata, Asteroidea, Forcipulatida, Asteriidae. Gene Ontology annotation, molecular function: nucleosome binding. Gene Ontology annotation, biological process: positive regulation of transcription elongation by RNA polymerase II; transcription elongation by RNA polymerase II.
GCACUUCAUAAAUUGUUCGUGACGACAGGCGAUUUCAAAGACACGGCAAAUUGUCGUGUGCUUUUCUGGCCGAGAAUAUUAUUUCAUACCAGUUGUUUAAUUAAUUUAGGUAAUUGAAGAAUGUCUGGAAUCGUUGUGGACAAAGACGCCUUUUUUAGGCGAAUGAAAACGCUGUAUGAUGCGUGGAAAAAUCCGUCUGAUCAUAAUGGGCUGAGUAGAGUGGAUGCUAUUUACACGGCAGUCGGUUUGGAUGAGGAUGUGGUGUAUGCCAAGUCAACAGCUCUUCAGACUUGGUUGUUCGGCUACGAGCUGACGGACACAGUCACCGUUCUCUGUGAGAGCCAAAUAUAUUUCUUGGCGAGCAAGAAAAAGGUUGAGUUCCUUCGCCAGAUAGCGGACUCCGAAAAAGAGAACCAGAACGGAGUACCAUCCAUUACCCUGUUAACCAGGGACAAGAGUGAUGGGAACCAGGCCAACUUCAAGACCCUAACUAGCGCCAUCAAAAAUAGCAAAGAGGGGAAGCGUGUGGGUACCUUCCUAAAGGAUAAGUUUCCGGGUGACUUCAUGAAUGGAUGGAGGGAGGCCGUUGGUGCUGCAGAUGCUGAACAGGUGGAUAUCAGCAGUGCCGUCGCCCAGCUGAUGGCUGUCAAGGAAGAGAAGGAGCUCUCCUUGAUGAAACGAGCCGCACAAAUCACUUGUGACGUCUUCAAUAAGAAAGUCAAGGAGGACAUCAUGGAGAUUGUAGAUGCAGACAAGAAAGUGCGUCAUAUCAAGCUUGCCGACAGCAUAGAGGCUGCCCUCGAGGACAAAAAGAUGUUGGGCAAUACUGACCCGUCCCAGGUAGAGGGCUGCUAUCCGCCCAUCAUACAGAGUGGCGGAAACUACAACCUCAAAUUCAGCGUUGUCAGUGACGAGAACAAGCUCCAUUUUGGCUCCAUCACCUGCUCUCUCGGUGUGCGGUAUAAAUCCUACUGCUCCAAUGUGGUGCGGACCCUCCUCGUGGAUCCCACCAAGGAACAACAGGAGAACUACAACUUCCUGCUCAGCGUGGAGGAGAAGGUCAUCAGUCACCUUAAGCAUGGUACCAAACUCUGUGAUGCGUACAAUGCAGCCGUGUCGAUGGUCAAGAAAGACAAGCCAAACCUUCUUUCACAUAUGACCAAAAAUGCUGGGUUUUUGAUGGGGAUUGAAUUUCGUGAGGGCAGUAUGUUGCUGAAUAGUAAGACGGAAUGCAAAGCCAAAAAGGGAAUGGUCUUCAACGUCAACGUCGGCUUCUCCAACCUAGAAAACAAAGACGCCAAGGACAACCCCGGCAAGAAAUACGCAUUAUUCAUUGGGGACACUGUUCUUGUUAACGAGGAUGGUCCAGCGACUCUCUUGACGCCAAUGAAGAAGAGAAUAAAGCACAUUGGUAUCUUUCUCAGGGGUGAUGACGAGGAGGAAGAGGUCGAUGAAGAAGUUUCGAAGAAGAAACAAGAGGAGCUUCUUGGGAGGGGCAUGAGGAGGGCGGUGCUCGACAGUAAACUCAGGACGGACAUGACAGCGGAGGAGAAGAGGAAGGAGAGACAGCGAGAGUUGAGAGAAGAAAUGAAUCGAGAAGCUCUGGAGCGAUUAAAACAAGCCAAGGAGAAGACCUCCAAAACAAAAACGAGGAAAUCGAAUGCGUCUUACAAACAUGUAUCCCAGAUGCCCCGUGAUCCAGACGUUCAACGGUUGCGCCUCUACGUCGACAAGAAAUACGAAACGGUCAUCCUACCAGUGUUUGGACAUGCCACACCAUUCCAUAUAUCUACUAUUAAGAACAUCAGUCAGAGCGUUGAGGGUGACUACACCUACUUGAGAAUAAACUUCUUUCAUCCUGGCAGCGCUUUAGGAAAGUCCGAUGGAAACAUGUUCACCAACCCAGAAGCCAACUACUUGAAAGAGUUGACGUACCGGAGUUCAAACAACAAGGGACCAGGGGAGAGCUCCGCCCCCUCCAGUAACCUCAACAUGGCUUUCAGAAUGAUCAAAGAUGUCCAGAAGAAAUUCAAGACGCGAGAGGCUGAGGAGAGAGAAAAAGAGGGUAUUGUGAAGCAAGACAAACUGGUGAUCAACCCAACCAGAGGAAAUCCCAAACUAAAGGACCUCUACAUCCGACCAAAUAUUGUGCAGAAGAGAAUACAGGGUUCCCUCGAAGCACACGCAAAUGGUUUCCGGUAUACCUCUGUACGUGGUGAUAAAGUUGACAUCCUUUAUAACAAUAUCAAACAUGCUAUUUUCCAACCGUGUGAUGGAGAGAUGGUAAUCGUUCUGCACUUCCACCUUAAGAACGCCAUCCUGUUCUCCAAUAAAAGGCACAAUGAUAUUCAGUUCUACACUGAGGUGGGAGAAAUAACGACAGAUCUCCUGAAACAUCACAACAUCCACGACAGAGACGACAUCGCCAGUGAACAGGCUGAGCGUGAGUUGAGACACAAACUCAAAGCUGCCUUCAAGAGUUUUAUCGAGAAGGUGGAGAGCAUGACGAAGGGAGACAUCGAGUUUGAGGUGCCGUUCCGCGAUCUUGGUUUCCCCGGUGUCCCCCAUCGGAGUACCGUCCAGCUCCUCCCAACCAGUAGCUGCCUCGUCACAGUCACAGAAUGGCCUCCUUUCGUGAUCUCAUUGGAGGAGGUUCAGCUGGUGCACUUUGAGCGUGUUCAGUUCCACAUCAAGAACUUUGAUAUGGUGUUCAUCUUCAAGGACUACACACGCAAAGUGUCAAUGGUCAACGCUGUCCCCAUGAACCUACUGGACAACGUUAAAGACUGGCUCAACUCUUGCGAUAUCAAGUACACAGAAGGAGUUCAGUCCCUGAACUGGAGUAAGAUCAUGAAGACCAUCCUCGACGACCCCGAGGGAUUCUUUGAGAACGGUGGCUGGAGUUUUCUGGAACCCGACAGCGAGGGUGAGAAUGACGAUGAAGACUCGUCAGACGAGGAAGCUUACGAACCCUCGGGCUCCGAGGAGGAAGUGGGAAGCAACGACUCGGACGACAGCGAUGACUACUCAGAAGAGUCUGAAGAAUCGGAGAGCGACUACUCGGUGGAAGAGAAUCUUGGUAGCAGUGACGAGAGCGGCAAGGAUUGGGAUCAGCUGGAGAAGGAAGCCGAGAGCGCUGACAAGAGGAGAGACUGGAACGAAGAAGUCGAAGAAGAGACACUCAGCCGAAAGAGGAAGCGCAAAGAGCCGCCGAGCUCAGCUAACAGAAAGAGAAGACGCUGAGUCCAAAAGGGGGUCCACUGAGGAAACAAUUUCCUUCACAAUCUCUUCACCCUCAAAAAACAGACUAAAAGGACACUUCCGCAAAAAUGUUUUUUACAAGGGAUGGAUAAAUUGUAUAAAAAAAGACAUGGCAGACAUACUCUGAUAGAGGGCAGUAGACAAAGGUCACAUGGUCUUAAAGGGCCUAUGUACUUUUUCCUAACAAAAAACACAAUGUCCACAGAUUAACACUAAA